AAAUCUCCUGAAACAUACUUUGAAAUUUGAGCAACACAUCAUAAAAUUGAUGUCAUUCAAGUGUACACUCCCACUCCGAAGUUCUCUACUUGCAUUGUAUGAUAUAUAAAAAGCAUCCCCGAUUCUCGUGCACUCAUAUUGCGACGUGAACGAGUGAUGAACGAGCGAUAAAAAUUUCUUCAAUUGUAUCGAGUUUCGGGACUGCGAUUAUACAAAGUGUCUCCAAGAAUUACACAAAUCUGCUUUCUGGUGGUAACAAAAAGAUAACGUGAUAGCGACGAAAAACCCACGUGCUAAUAAGCACUUGACUUCAUUGAGCGAUCAGCACAAAAAGUCACAUUUGAUUUUUUACAUCAAAGAGUCGGUGCCAAAUGUCAAAGUUGGAUACGGAUCGCUUCUUUCACUUCAUAAUUCGCGGUUAUUUCGCAUCAUGAUGCAACAUUGAAAGCUCCAGACGCAAAAUAUAGAACAACGAACACGUGGACAGUACGAAGCGGAACAACUGGUCAAUCCGGUUGAAAGCCGGUCGGCUCGAAUUCCGCGCCGCGAGUCGCAAGUCGCGGAACGGCAGUGUCACGUGACAACGGUGCUGGCCAAUCGCCCAGACUGACGGGGGCGAGAUUAUAAAUAGUGGAGCGUGACGUGUGGGGAGCCUCUUUCGCUUCCCGCUACGAUUUGCGGCAAUUUGCGGCGCGUUCGGCUCCAUUCCGAUCAUUAACACGGUGUGCUUGUGCGGCGGAGUUCUCUCUUGGUGCUCGUGAACGCGCGAAACCAUUAGGUCAUCUGAGGACGACACGACGACGAUCGUGAUUCAUCGAAACGCGCGGGUAACGUAACGAGGAAAAGGCACGUGGAGGAGAGUUUGCAAGGCGGCUCAGACGACGACGGGCCAGGUACGCUGGGAUUGCGGUGUUUAACAAAGCUCCUGAGUUACGGGAUUAUUCCGAAGAUACAACGACAACGGCGACAACCCCGAAACGUAGGAAAAUGCCGGAGACCGCACACCACAUGAACGGCUAUGCGAAUGGCCACGCGCCGCCCGAGCUGCAGCAGGACACAACUUUCCUCUUCACCUCGGAAUCCGUCGGCGAGGGGCAUCCAGAUAAAAUGUGUGAUCAGAUUAGUGACGCCAUUUUGGAUGCACAUCUCAUGCAAGAUCCAAAUGCUAAAGUAGCAUGUGAAACUGUAACAAAAACUGGUAUGAUACUUUUGUGUGGAGAAAUUACAUCAAAGGCCGUAGUAGAUUAUCAAAAGAUCGUUCGAGACACAGUGAAGCAUAUUGGUUAUGAUGAUUCAUCCAAAGGAUUCGAUUGGCGUACGUUGAACCUUUUGGUGGCGAUCGAACAACAAUCCCCAAAUAUCGCGGAUGGUGUCCAUGUGGACAGGCAAGAGAUGGACGUGGGUGCAGGUGAUCAGGGUUUAAUGUUCGGAUACGCAACUGACGAAACUGACGAAUGUAUGCCACUGACGGUAGUAUUGGCACACAAAUUGAAUCAGAAAAUUGCUGAAUUAAGACGAAGCGGAGAACUAUGGUGGGCACGUCCGGAUUCAAAAACACAGGUGACCUGCGAAUACAUAAUGGAUCAUGGAGCUUGUGUUCCUAUAAGAGUUCAUACAGUUGUGGUGUCGCUACAACAUAGUGAAAAAAUCGGUCUUGAUGAACUACGUUUAGCUGUCAUGGAGAAAGUUAUAAAAGAAGUAAUACCAGCGAGAUAUCUGGAUGAUAGAACAGUCUUUCACGUAAAUCCUUGUGGACUUUUUAUUAUUGGUGGGCCACAGAGCGAUGCCGGCCUUACUGGACGAAAGAUCAUUGUGGACACGUAUGGCGGUUGGGGAGCACAUGGUGGCGGUGCAUUUUCCGGCAAAGAUUUUACGAAAGUGGAUAGAUCGGCUGCAUAUGCUGCAAGAUGGGUCGCUAAGUCUCUAGUAAAAGCUGGUCUCUGCAGACGCUGCCUUGUACAGGUGUCUUAUGCUAUCGGUGUGGCGGAACCAUUGUCAAUCACAGUUUUCGAUUAUGGAACAUCCACGCUUUCCCAGAACGAGUUGUUAGAUAUAGUGAACAAAAAUUUCGAUCUGCGACCCGGAAAAAUCGUCAAGGAACUAAAUCUUCGAAAUCCUAUUUAUCAACAAACUAGUACGUAUGGUCAUUUUGGACGAGACGGUUUCACAUGGGAGCAGCCAAAGAAGCUGAUUCUCGAUUGAUGAGAGAAUAGAUUUUAAAUUGGUUUCGACGUUUUCCGGUUUGUACUUCCGACAAAACGUUCUCUAUCUCUCUCUAUCUCUUUAUAUCUUUCUCUCAGAGCAAUCGUAUUAUCCUAUAAAAAAAAGAAAAAAAAUUAUCGUCCGCGAUUUUUGAGUGCCGUAAUCAUCACCGAAUGUAUAGAUUCCUUAUGUCAUUUACUUAGCAGUAGUAAAGACCGGAAAAGUUUUCUCUCUAGUUCAUUUCUUGCACUGCGAAGUAAUAACCUGAUAAAACUACAUGUGACAACAGGCAUAGUACAAAUCUCGUUCAUAGUUCGGGACACGGGCCAUGGACUUAUUUCUUCCUUUAUUCUCUCGCGAAAUCGGUUUUCGAGUCUCUCAACAACGCGGUUUUAUCUAUAUGCAUCGUGUAGAGAAGAGGAUAAAAAUCUAACCCGCGAUGUCCAUUUAAGUCCAUGCUUAUAUCCCAAAGUCUUUUCUCUUAAACGUUAACAUAUUGCGUACGGCGUUCUGUUCUUCUUGUUAUUUGUUUCGUGUUCGCGUGUUUUUCACGGAGUAAAAAACUGUGUCUACGUUCUUGCGCGGACAAUAAUUGCCAGAUACUUGUAUUCGCGAUUACUUGUCCGUAUAGGACUGUCAUUCGUAGAAUCGAGUCUAGCUCGUGUGCAAUAGGUCGGUCAGUCGAAUACCCGGCUUUUUGUGCUCUACUGUUCAGUUAACCUUGAAUAAACGUUAACAAAGUUGGCAGUUUGUACAUACUUGGACGAUUGUUCUCUAUUCUGGGCGAGACUUAUGAAACAAUUUGUAGCUUGCAACUGGUUUUUUAAUCACAUUUUAUACAUUUUUACCUUUAUAUCUUUAACACGUUGAGUACCAAAGGAAUUUUGUUACGUCUUACCGAAGUGUACAAAAGUAAUUGGUUCGUAUACAAAAGUAGGUUUUGGUAAUAAAGAGUAUGUGUAAUAAAAUAUACAAAACCGUUUAAUUGAAUUGUAUUUAUUGGCGGCUUACCGAUGACUGCAAAAAUUGUAAAUGGCAUUCAACAUGUUAAUAUACUCUUGUUUAUUGUUCAUUAUGUUAAUAUUUCCGCACUGUAACUGUCAUUUAUAUGUAUAGAGUUAUUCAAAAUAUCAUGUGUAUAUAUAUAUAUAUACACACACACACACACACACACACACACACACACACAUAUGUAUAUGUAGAGUAAUAGAGAGUAGUCAAUCAUCUGAUAUAUCGUCAAUCAAUAUCGUCACAUUUUGACUUCUUAUUUGGGACUGUCUUUUUACAAGUGAAGUAUAGAAAAAUGAAACGUUUCUUUUGGAACAUAUGUAUCGACUUGUAAAUAAAUAAAACGACCGAGCCGUACGCAAUCUGUUAAGAUAGAUAAAUAAUCAACGACGUAUAGAUCAUGACUCUAUCGCUAAUGCAUUAUGUGAGAGCAACAAAAAUAUAAAACAUCUCUUUAUCUGGAAACAAAAAUGUAUAAACAAUUACUAUUGAUACAAGUUUCUGGAUUUGAAAGCUGCAUCGUCAGUCUCAUAGUUUCUUAGCGUAUUAGAAUUCCCUAGCACGUACAUGAAAGUCGACACUUUGACUUAAUUCUAGCAAAUUAAUUUUGAUUUUUUAAUCGGAUAGAAGUUUGUACACUGAGUUCAAUGAGAGGAAAGAAUCGGUGCAUAAGAGAAGAAAAGUAAACAAAGUGGAAAUAGUGUUGCGCGUGGGACAUCUGCUGGCAGCCAAUGAUUAUGGAGGACUUUCUGGAAGAAAUAAAGGAUAUGCACGAAACGAAUGAAUUUUUGUCCGCUCUCCGAUUCUCUUCUCUCAUUGAACUCUGUUUAUAUAUAUAUAUAUAUAUAUACAUAUAUACACAGUACUAUACGGUAACAGUAGAAUUUGGAAAUUUUACUUUGCCCAUUUAGUCGAUAUAGUGAUUGAUCUUUCAUGUACGUAUCUCCAUUAGAAUUAUUAAUUAUAUGAGCAGACAAAUGUAAAUUGGCAAGAACAACGUGUAUUCAACAAAUGUAUGUUACACGUAAAGCAAAGCAGGAAAUGACGCUUAUACGUGAACAUGUGUGUUUUACAAGUUUUAAACAACACAUAGUUAUGAUAAUACUAAGUCGCGAUAUGUCGACUGUAACGGAAGUUUAUCAUUAUUAAACAUAGAAUAUUUAAAACUUUUAUAGGAUAAAAAUACUAAUUUAUAAGGAAAUCUCCGCGAAAUUAGCACAAAAUAAAGGCGCGCGGUUUAUAAGACUUUUUUAAAUAAGACAAAAACUAGUGGAGAAAAAUUAAGUUUAAUAUAUUCUUAUUUAAUAUAUUAUAUUCUUAACUACAGUUUUAUUUAUGAAUAUUUAUAUUAUGGACAUGUAAAUAAUUGCCAAGUGUUGCCACGAUGACUCACAAACUUGAGAUAUCGGAAUAAACUGCAUUAAAUAAUAAAUAAUGGCUCGGUGAUCAAUUAGGUUAUUACAAUCAAUUAAUAAAUUCAUAAAAACAUUUUUUUAUUUUAUGCUAACUUCGAAGAAGAUUCCGCUACUCAACUAUAUAAUAAAUAUUAGGUUUUUUUAUUUUAUAGCGCGAAUAUGAAUACAAAUCUACAAACAUGAUAUUUCUACAUUUUCUUGACGAGAGAAAUGUCAUUUCCCCCUUUGCUAUUCAGUUAUAACUAAAAAGUAGAAUAAUUCAAACAAAAUCGUAUUAAUCAUAAUUCAUAAUCUUGAUCCCAGUUAGAGGUCCAGCACAGAUCGUGUGACGGAGCUCGGAAUAUUGUAGAAUUUUUUUGUUGAUAUACCGAAAACUUAUCCGUUAUGGGAGAGAGAUUUUAAUGAGAAAUGAAUAGGCAAACAAUUGUAAAAACAUUUUAGUCCUCCCUGUCAGAAUUAAUGUAUGCGAUUUUACGUAAAGCUGUAUAGGGUACAACACCUAAUGAUUGGCACUUAAACAAUCCGUCAAUUUUUUUCAAGUCAACUAAAAGACUCCAAAAUAUUGUUGUUAUGAAAAAUUCAAGUUAAUCCUACUAUAAUGUCAAGUAAAAAGUAACCAUAGACAAAAAUGUUAACAAUUAGAAAAAAUAAAUAAGUGCCAAUCAUUAAAAGGGUGCUAAUUAUAGUAUCAGUUACCCUUAUUGGCAUUAUGUACCAAUGCACAAGAUCAUAUAAAAGAAAGACACGUAAUAAAGCGGAUUUUUUAAUAAAAACCUGUCAUUUAUUUUAUGUACUACAUCCUUAAGUUCCUAGCGUCGUUACAGCAUUAAUUCGCACUUAGCCGGUCUAAUGCGAUGCGAUCUUUCCAUAAAAGAAUCGACAUGAGCUCUGUCGCACAAGAACCUGCGACUGGCUACAUAUAUAUAAUUCGCGAAAAAUUAGCAAUUUUUAUAUUAGCAGUUGUUGCACCAUCGUGUAUUCUAUAUUCAACAAUCCUCUUCUGUAUGUAACUAUAUAAUCCGCAUAUUUUUAAAUUAUAUCGCGCAGGUUUUGCUUAUACAUUAUAAAGAGAAUUUUGGGUGCGCGUAUCCAGAUAUUAAAAUAAGAUAUAGGUAAUUAACAUGUAUGCAGAGUGCGCGCGGCAGGACAGAUAUAACCAAAAAAAAAAAAGGUUUUCUUGGUUGUACCAACCGUCCGUGUCGCACAUAGUAUAUGACAACUUAUUUUCAUGCGUGAGAAUUUUCAAGAUCUGUUUUUUUUCUCGAAUCUUUCUCCAAUUUCAUAUUUUUUUUGUUCCCAUAUAUAUUCUAAUAUAACUAUGUAUAAGUAUUUACAUAGGAUUCUAAUAUACAUAUAAACAUAUAGGGAAAUCUAGCAUACAAAAAUAUGAAUUUAAACUAUAGAGAAGUAUAUAAGGUUAUAUAUAUAACUCAUAAGUAGAAUAAUAUUUAUGUGCACAUGAUUGAUAAAUCUUCUAUUGAUAUACAGUAGUGAUAUGUACAGCGCUUGUAUAUCAAUGGUCUCGAAUGCUCGUAAGUCAGUGAUUUCGUUCUCACUGCAUACAAAAUAAUUUAAAUCAAUUUUUUUACGACAUCGAACGACUGAUAUUAUUUGCCAUCUUUGCUUUACUCACUUUUAAUGUCCUCUUUUUCUUAGCAUAAAGAUCUGCCAAUUAAAAGAACACAAUAAUACGUACCGUGUUUUUGUAUAGAUCAGAAAUCCCGAUCUACAAGCAACGAUCACUACUGUAUAUUCUCUCUUUCUCUCUCUUAUAACUAAAUUAUACUUUGAAAUAUAAGGUUAAAAUAUAAGCAUUAUUGCCUGAGAAAACUGAAUGAAUACAUCUUAUAUAUUAUGAAACGUGCUAAAUAUACUUGUUUGUGCCACUUUCUUAAGUUUUAUCUUAUAAUUCGGAAAUUUAAUCUAUAGAUAAUUUAAAAUAAUUCAAUGUGUUCUAUAAUUAAGUCAUUUUAUUAAUUUGAUUAAAAUUUAACGA
Messenger RNA from Pseudomyrmex gracilis, 6621 nucleotides. RefSeq names its product S-adenosylmethionine synthase (gene Sam-S). The record is from RefSeq and is a predicted model, not a curated record. Gene Ontology annotation, cellular component: cytosol. The transcript has 12 exons. Gene Ontology annotation, molecular function: ATP binding; methionine adenosyltransferase activity. Gene Ontology annotation, biological process: S-adenosylmethionine biosynthetic process. The coding region runs from base 988 to 2202 and encodes 404 amino acids. Lineage: Eukaryota; Metazoa; Arthropoda; Insecta; Hymenoptera; Formicidae.